AUGUCAUCAAGCCUGUCAUGCAGGUUCCGAGUCGUGCAGCUCUCGGCUCUGCUCGAGCUCGGCGCUUUGACGUGGCAUGCAUUCAUCUUGUCCGAAGAAACGCAACAAACCAAGGCUGUCAGACUCGGUGUUAUGAUCGACAUCGUGGGCUGUAUCGCAGCCAUCGUGCGGGCAUCCUUAGUGCCUCUAGUGCUGUUUUUUCAACCAGGUCGCGCGCAGGACGGACAUCGCGUCAGCGAGACGUCGUCCUUUGGCCAGGUGAUCUUUGGAGUGCUUGCCAGCCUCGUGCCAUUUUCCAUCUUGUACCUCGUGUCCUUCCUCAUGCUCGUAGUUGAUAAACAUCUUCGGCCACCUGCUCUGUUGGCACCGUUGUCCUCGCCGUCCGCGUUUGGAUUGCAUUUCGUGAGCUGCAGGCCACGGACUUCGCAGAGCCCCACCGGGGCGCAUCGCGCGAGUUGA
Messenger RNA from Symbiodinium sp. CCMP2456, 459 nucleotides. The record is from the annotation of a GenBank genome assembly. Lineage: Eukaryota; Dinophyceae; Suessiales; Symbiodiniaceae.